Hypomesus transpacificus is the source of this 2979-nucleotide messenger RNA. Its product is annotated as phosphoinositide 3-kinase regulatory subunit 6. The transcript has 21 exons. Lineage: Eukaryota; Metazoa; Chordata; Actinopteri; Osmeriformes; Osmeridae. Gene Ontology annotation, molecular function: 1-phosphatidylinositol-3-kinase regulator activity. The record is from RefSeq and is a predicted model, not a curated record. Gene Ontology annotation, biological process: positive regulation of MAP kinase activity; G protein-coupled receptor signaling pathway. Gene Ontology annotation, cellular component: phosphatidylinositol 3-kinase complex, class IB. Bases 256 to 2556 code for a protein of 766 amino acids.
AACUGCAGAUGAACUUCAUUGCGAAGCAGUCCUUAUCUGCGCGCCAUUGAAAGUUAUUUAUGCAGAGCUGCACCGCAACUACAGAAGACGAGCGCGGUCGGACACAGGUUCCAUUCACCCCUCACCCACACGGGAGGCCUGGGCGAAAAAGAAUAUGGGCUGGAUGUUGCUUUUUGGACAGUGGUGAGACCGUGGCCCCAGAAUGUAUAGCAGACGCGAGCGACACGACCCUCUGAGAUAGCUCCUGCAGCCAGCAUGGAGCCUGCAGAGUGCUGCGCUCCAAUGGCCUUGGAGUCGGACAUCUACCGCAGCGUCCAGGCCGUCCUCAGAGAGUUGGACAACCAGCACGCCUCCACCAUGGUCAACAAAGGGAUGCUGAGAUGGACACUGCACAAGAAGGUGCAGAACAACCAUUUGAACAGUCUGACUCUGGUGAGAGUCCUCAUUAAGGAGCUAGAGAAGGCCGAAAGAGUUGACUCCCGGCAACACAUCAUUCCAUUGCUCCACACUCUUAUCUAUGCUGUUAUACAGUUAGCCUACAUCCCAGACGAUCUCUCCAAGAGGGUGUACGACUUCUGCAAGCACCUGCUGACCCUGCCCCAGCCCUACUGCACCGUGGGGCUGUGGUACACCCGACACAUGAAGACUGAACGCUACAGACCAGGUCUCAUGUACCAGAGGAUGGUGGUAGCUGAACAGAGCCUGAAGAAUGAAUAUUAUCCAUGUCAGGAGAGGGUGUUUGUGUUUGCGGACCCAGCCGUGUUCUCGGGGCCCCUGGGCCAGGGCCUGCGAGGGGACAUCGAGGGGCCCGGGGGCUUCCUGGGCCCGCUGGAACACAUGUGCAGCGUGGUGCAGCACGCCAUCCAGGCCUCUCUGGGAGGGGAGCGGUGUCACGGCCCCGCCCUGGCCCAGGCUCUGAAGGACAUGGGCCAGGACAUUGAGCCAUACUUCCAGGAGGUGGUGGCGUCUCUGGAGCAGAACGUGGAGGAGGGCACUAGGACCGAGGGGGGGCAGUUGAAGGACAGGCUGGAGCAGCUCUAUAAGGAGAUCCUCACAGCCUCCAGCUUAGAGCCAUUGUCCCCUGGCAGAGUGUGUGACAGCCCGCUGCCAAACCCGGAGAUGAGUUUCCACCUGUGGCAGGACGAGGAGGAUAUCUGGCGAGAGCUGGCUAAGUGCGUUCGCUCCAGCAGCAUGUCGGAGCAGUUCUCCCUCGGCCAGGACUUUGACUUCUGCGACCUUCCCAGCGACCUCACCCCCUCGGAGAUGCCCCGCCACUCCAUCAUGUCCACCGACAGCGGCAUCGAGCGGGACCUGCCCGGGGCCGACCCGACGGUGGAGCCCCCCGGUGGCCCGGGGGAGCUGGAGCAGAGCAGGCUGUCGCGGAGGGGCGGGAUCAAGAUGAGGCCCUCGGUGACGGACAGCAUGGCGCUGAUGCAGGACUCCCUGGAGGACCCGGGGACUCCCGGGGGAAGAAGGGAGGGAGGAGGGGGAGGAGAAGGGGGAGGAAGCACGCUGCAGAGGAGGGCGGGGAGCAGUGCCACCCCCUUCCCCAAGCAUCAGAAGAACUUCACGGCUCGGAUUGUGAUGAUGGGGGACGACAGGGUGCUGGGGAGGCUGGCCAAGGCCUUCUACUUCCUCAGGAAACGAGAAGCGAGGCGCCUGUUUCUUACCAUGAAAGUCAACCUCCACUUCUACUACAUCCCCGUCAACGAGGAGCCCACGUCCACUUCCUCUGGCAGAGAAAACCUUUCUCCUGCUGGGCAAAAUCCCUGUGCCGUCGGCUCCUACCUGGGAAUGGUAGACCCUUGGUACGAAUGCAACAUAAAGAGUCUGGGCUUGAUGAUCCCCAAACUUGCCAAAAUGCAGUCCAGCAGCAGCAAGCAGACGGAACCAAGUCCCUUCCUGUCCGAUGUCAUAUCCUAUUACGUCCGAACGGGGCUGCAGCCAGUGUAUUUCACCAUCUACUUUGUCAAGAUGACCUUCUCUAACCUCACUAAGGAGCCAAUGGAGGAUGUGUUCCUCUCCAACUUGGCGAUGGAGUUCCCUGAGCUUAAACUGUCCGCGGCCACUCUAAGAGACAUGACGAUCAAGCAGAGGAAAAACACUGGAGACCUGUGCGGGGCCAUCGUCUCCGUCAAUUACAGACAGGUGACGUUGAGUGGACGAGACGUGGACAGGGGCGUGUCCCUCAGGACUGUAGGAGCUCAGAUCAGCGCCAUACCUUCCAAUGAAACUGAAGAUCUGAACUGUCUGACCGUGAAUUUCUGUGAGACCAAACCAAAGCACGGCACGGAGUACAAGAUACGCACCUGUAACAUUAAAAUAAGAGCUCUUGAAAGGAGAGCCUUCUCUGUCAUCCUGGACAAGGACUCUCGUAGGACCUUCAGAGAUGUUCAAAGCAUAGAGGUCGCCCCCUGCCUUGACCCUGGGUACUGCGUCCAGAAGACUAUGAGAUCCAAGUUCAGUCUGGGAGAAGACAAGGAUGCUGGACUCAGCAAGUACAUGAACAAGGGACUCCCUCUACCUAUCAACACCUUCGCUGGGAUCAUCAACUGACACUGCCCACUUCAUCUGGGCGGGCUCAUCUGUGCAGAGACUAAGAGGUUGGGACCAUCCGUACAAUCUGGCGAUUGGUUGCUUGAUAUACCUCUGUCCUUUACUUAACCUUGAUCUUUGUGGUUCAGUGUUGUUGACGUGGACAAGGGCCACGGUAAAUCGCUUCCGCAAGUAACCCGGGCUUCUACAGAACUGAUCCAGCUCAGAGAGGCCCACCAGACUUCCGGAACAUUCUUCUUAACUGCUGAACAGUGACAAUGUGGGAAGAUCUUCAUCGUCAAAAAGGGUUUGUCAUGCCUGUGGUGUGACCAUAGUAACAUUUAAAAUGAAAAGGUAUGCUUGACUGGGUGUAUUUAUGGUGAAUGUUCUUGGAAGGAGUUACACAAAUUAAAUAUGUGGCGUGUUUGGAACUUGGCCGGAGAA